UGUACCACCUCUUUUCUGUGAAUACCUCUUCCUGGGCUGCCAUCUGGCUUUCCUUCCUUCUCCCAGCCCUCCCUCCAGGACUCUGGCUGUCUUUGGUUUGGAACGCCAUCUCCGAUUUUGAUCUCCCAACCCUGCCUCGACAUCCCUUCAGAUAUGGUGCCCCUCUUAGCACUGUUGCUUCUUCUGUGGGACGCUGACCCAGCCAGAGCCAGUGUUAUUAAUGAGGAAAAGAUCAUAGGUGGUCAAGCGUGCAUUCCCUUCUCCCAGCCCUGGCAGGCUGCCCUGUUUGCCUCUCGACGUUUCCACUGUGGAGGUGUCCUGCUGUCUGAUCAGUGGGUGCUCACGGCAGCCCACUGUACCCACUGGAACCUCCAAGUGGUCUUGGGGAAACACAAUCUCCGGCGGCUGGAGCUCUCCAAGCAAAUAGUAAGGGUGAAGCAACAGAUCCCCCAUCCCAACUACAACCACAGAACCAAAAGCAAUGAUCUCAUGCUACUCUACCUGCAGAGGCCAGUGAAGCUGACCUCCCAAGUUCAGCCCAUUCAGCUUGCAAAAGACUGCGCUAGACCCGGGACCUCCUGCGUGGUGUCUGGCUGGGGCUCUGUUUCCAGUCCUUUUGUCAAAUAUCCCGCCAUCCUUCAGUGCCUGACCAUCAAAAUCUAUUCUGACAAGGAAUGCAUAGCAGCUUACCCGGAUAUCAAGAUACCAGGCAUGAUCUGUGCUGGGAACUACCAAAAUGAGGCGGACAGCUGCCAGGGUGACUCUGGAGGCCCGCUGGUGUGCAAUGGGGUCCUGGAGGGCCUUGUGUCUUGGGGCAUAGAACACUGCGGCCUGGCCAGGUAUCCUGGCGUUUAUACCAGCUUGUGCCAUUACCGGACCUGGAUCCUAAAUGAAAUGAAGAAGAACCCUUAACAAGUUCCCCUCACCCACUCAAGAAGAUUGGCCUGUCCAACCUGUCCCCAGUCCUGCCCUCAGGGACAGGUGGCCUGAAACUAGGGCCCCACACCCUGCAAAGGAACCCAGGUCCAUGAUCCUUCUGACCAACCCUGUUGACCUCCCCCAAGGACAAGACUCAGGCAUUCAGACUUGCUAAUGAUGGACUUGCAGGUUUCCUAACCUCAUCUCUAGGAUGGAUUUGGAUGCAUGGGAAAAAAAAAGAUUUUCGAGAUGGAAAGGACUUGGGACUUUGAAAUAGCAGGUCUGGAACAACUGCUUGUAAUAAAGACCAUAUCCUGGGAUUUUUACAAAUGGAGAAACUGAGGAUUAAAAGACCUAAAGUCUCAAUAGUCGGGAUGUAAGUCCGAUUCAAAUGUUCUCUUCCUGCAGGAUCUGGGGUCUGAAGAUCUUUCUCCAAAUUUCCAAGAACCCUAACCCGUUUCAUGAACUCACUACCAUGCUCAGGUAUCCAGAGUAAGAGGUAACUGAGCUGAUUUUUCUCCCCCAAAUCUAAGAUUAAUAAAACCUUGUG
Molecule: messenger RNA, 1468 nt
Organism: Sarcophilus harrisii (Tasmanian devil)
Lineage: Eukaryota; Metazoa; Chordata; Mammalia; Dasyuromorphia; Dasyuridae
Gene: KLK14
Product: kallikrein related peptidase 14
Exons: 6
Coding region: 154-912 (252 amino acids)
Biological process (GO): proteolysis
Molecular function (GO): serine-type endopeptidase activity
Source: RefSeq, a predicted model, not a curated record